AUGAAGGAGGCCGGAGACCGAGACCCCGGAGAGCAGAGGAGACGGAGACAGCAGACCCCGGAGAGCAGAGGAGACCGCAGACCCCGGAGAGCAGAGGGAGACCGCAGACCCCGGAGAGCAGAGGGAGACCGCAGACCCCGGAGAGCAGAGGAGGCCGGAGACCGCAGACCCCGGAGAGCAGAGGAGGCCGGAGACCGCAGACCCCGGAGAGCAGAGGAGGCCAGAGACCGCAGACCCCGGAGAGCAGAGGAGACUGCAGACCCCGGAGAGCAGAGGGAGACCGCAGACCCCGGAGAGCAGAGGGAGACCGCAGACCCCGGAGAGCAGAGGAGGCCGGAGACCGCAGACCCCGGAGAGCAGAGGAGGCCGGAGACCGCAGACCCCGGAGAGCAGAGGAGGCCGGAGACCGCAGACCCCGGAGAGCAGAGGAGGCCGGAGACCGCAGACCCCGGAGAGCAGAGGGAGACCGCAGACCCCGGAGAGCAGAGGAGGCCGGAGACCGCAGACCCCGGAGAGCAGAGGAGGCCAGAGACCGCAGACCCCGGAGAGCAGAGGGAGACCGCAGACCCCGGAGAGCAGAGGGAGACCGCAGACCCCGAAGAGCAGAGGGAGGCCGGAGACCCCGAAGAGCAGAGGGAGGCCGGAGACCGCAGACCCCGGAGAGCAGAGGAGGCCGGAGACUGCAGACCCCGGAGAGCAGAGGAGGCGGAGACAGCAGACCCCGGAGAGCAGAGGAGGCCGGAGACCGCAGACCCCGGAGAGCAGAGGGAGACCGCAGACCCCGGAGAGCAGAGGAGGCCGGAGACCGCAGACCCCGGAGAGCAGAGGAGGCCGGAGACCGCAGACCCCGGAGAGCAGAGGAGGCCGGAGACCGCAGACCCCGGAGAGCAGAGGGAGACCGCAGACCCCGGAGAGCAGAGGAGGCCAGAGACCGCAGACCCCGGAGAGCAGAGGGAGGCCGCAGACCCCGGAGAGCAGAGGGAGACCGGAGACCCCGAAGAGCAGAGGGAGGCCGGAGACCGCAGACCCCGGAGAGUAGAGGAGGCCGGAGACUGCAGACCCCGGAGAGCAGAGGAGGCCGGAGACAGCAGACCCCGGAGAGCAGAGGAGGCCGGAGACCGCAGACCCCGGAGAGCAGAGGGAGACCGCAGACCCCGGAGAGCAGAGGGAGACCGGAGACCCCGAAGAGCAGAGGGAGGCCGGAGACCGCAGACCCCGGAGAGCAGAGGAGGCCAGAGACUGCAGACCCCGGAGAGCAGAGGAGGCCGGAGACAGCAGACCCCGGAGAGCAGAGGAGGCCGGAGACCGCAGACCCCAGAGAGCAGAGGGAGACUGCAGACCCCGGAGAGCAGAGGAGGCCGGAGACAGCAGACCCCGGAGAGCAGAGGAGACCGCAGACCCCGGAGAGCAGAGGAGGCCGGAGACUGCAGACCCCGGAGAGCAGAGGAGGCCAGAGACCGCAGACCCCGAAGAGCAGAGGAGGCCGGAGACCCCGAAGAGCAGAGGAGGCCGGAGACCCCGAAGAGCAGAGGAGGCCGGAGAUUGCAGACCCCGGAGAGCAGAGGAGGCCGGAGACUGCAGACCCCGGAGAGCAGAGGAGGCCGGAGACAGCAGACCCCUGAGAGCAGAGGAGGCCGGAGACCGCAGACCCCGGAGAGCAGAGGAGGCCGGAGACAGCAGACCCCGGAGAGCAGAGGAGACCGCAGACCCCGGAGAGCAGAGGGAGACUGCAGACCCCGGAGAGCAGAGGGAGACUGCAGACCCCGGAGAGCAGAGGAGACCGGAUACCGCAGACCCCGGAGAGCAGAGGGAGACCGCAGACCCCGGAGAGCAGAGGGAGACCGCAGACCCCAGAGAGCAGAGGAGGCCAGAGACCGCAGACCCCGGAGAGCAGAGGAGGCCGGAGACCGCAGACCCCGGAGAGCAGAGGGAGACCGGAGACCGCAGACCCCGGAGAGCAGAGGAGGCCAGAGACCGCAGACCCCGGAGAGCAGAGGGAGACCGCAGACCCCGGAGAGCAGAGGAGGCCGGAGACCGCAGACCCCGGAGAGCAGAGGGAGAUCGCAGACCCCGGAGAGCAGAGGAGGCCGGAGACCGCAGACCCCGGAGAGCAGAGGGAGACCGCAGACCCCGGAGAACAGAGGAGGCCAGAGACCGCAGACCCCGGAGAGCAGAGGGAGACCGCAGACCCCGGAGAGCAGAGGAGGCCGGAGACCGCAGACCCCGGAGAGCAGAGGGAGACCGCAGACCCCGGAGAGCAGAGGAGGCCAGAGACCGCAGACCCCGGAGAGCAGAGGAGGCCAGAGACCGCAGACCCCGGAGAGCAGAGGGAGACCGCAGACCCCGGAGAGCAGAGGGAGACCGCAGACCCCGGAGAGCAGAGGAGGCCGGAGACCGCAGACCCCGGAGAGCAGAGGGAGACCGCAGACCCCGGAGGGCAGAGGAGGCCAGAGACCGCAGACCCUGGAGAGCAGAGGGAGAUCGCAGACCCCUGGAGAGCAGAGGAGGCCAGAGACCGCAGACCCCGGAGAGCAGAGGGAGAUCGCAGACCCUGGAGAGCAGAGGAGGCCGGAGACCGCAGACCCCGGAGAGCAGAGGGAGACCGCAGACCCCGGAGAGCAGAGGAGGCCGGAGAGACCCAGGGAGGUUUGA
Rhinichthys klamathensis goyatoka is the source of this 2652-nucleotide messenger RNA. RefSeq names its product serine/arginine repetitive matrix protein 2-like. The record is from RefSeq and is a predicted model, not a curated record. Bases 1 to 2652 code for a protein of 883 amino acids. Lineage: Eukaryota; Metazoa; Chordata; Actinopteri; Cypriniformes; Leuciscidae. The transcript has 2 exons.